CGGUCCUCUUUACGCCACCUCUCUCCGCCUCUCGACGCCCCCCCAAAUCGAACUCUUUUUUUUUUUUUACGGCGAAAAGAGAGAGAAUGGAGAACCAGAAAGCCACCGAAAACGGGAACAAUAUUGAUCACAAUUUUCUAGCCGUCAAUGGCGAUGCUCGAGAUGGAUCGGCCCUGAUCUUUCUGGGGACGGGAUGCUCCAGCGCCGUCCCCAAUGCAAUGUGCUUGAUUCAGCCGUCCGAUCCACCUUGCCAAGUCUGUUUCCAGUCCCUAUCGAUCCCGCCCGACCGCAACCCUAAUUACAGGUGUAAUACAUCACUGCUUAUAGAUUACUCUCAGAGUGAUGGUGAACACAACUACAUAAUAAUUGAUGUUGGGAAGACAUUCAGGGAGCAAGUUCUUCGUUGGUUUACAUUCCAUAAGAUACCUCGAGUUGACUCUAUCAUUUUGACCCACGAGCAUGCUGAUGCAGUUCUCGGUCUGGAUGAUAUACGUGCAGUGCAACCAUUUAGUCCUACAAAUGAUAUUGAUCCGACUCCCAUUUACCUAACAGAAUUUGCAAUGGCAAGCAUUGCAGUGAAAUUUCCGUACUUGGUUCAGAAGAAACUUAAAGAAGGCCAGGAAGUGAGACGGGUAGCACAGCUUGAUUGGAAGAUAAUUGAGGAACAAUGUGAUAAACCAUUUGUUGCAUCAGGCCUAAGAUUUGUUCCUUUGCCAGUGAUGCAUGGAGAAGACUAUAUCUGUUUGGGCUUUCUUUUUGGUGAAAAAUGUAAAGUGGCAUAUAUAUCUGAUAUAUCACGUUUUCCUUCAAACACAGAGUAUGUUAUUUCAAAAAAUGGUGCUGGACAGUUGGAUCUUCUUAUAUUGGAUACACUAUACAAGAAUGGAUCCCAUAAUACUCACUUCUGCUUUCCUCAGACUCUUGAAGCUGUUAAGAAGCUAUGUCCAAAACGAGCUCUGUUAAUUGGUAUGACUCACGAGUUUGAUCACCACAAAGACAACGAAUUCCUUGUGGAAUGGUCAAAGAGGGAAGGAAUCCCAGUACAACUUGCACAAGAUGGUCUAAGGGUCCCCAUAGACCUAUAAACAAGGUUUUUGCAAGAAAAAUGGGAAGUCCAGUUUUACACAUUUGAUAGUGUUUCCAUUCCAUCUGAUGCGAGGAAAGCACUUUUAUUCGGUGUUGAUCCUUCAUAAGACGUAACAAUUCAACAAAUAGGUAGUGCAAAUAGUAACCGGAAGAAAUAAGAGUCAAUCCUUUUCGAGAAGCAGAAAGCAAGUCCAAAUUCCGUACUCACAAAACUAUGUAUUGCUUAGUUGCUACCCAUUUGCCCUCCCGCUAUGUACCAUUAUUUUGGUCAGGUAAUUGGUCAGCCAUUCAACGGAUUUGAACACGUUACUGCGAAUUUUGCACAACCUUUGAACUAGUGCGUUAACUUUGCACGUGCUUGACUUGAAUCCUUGUAUGGAGAUCUUAAACUUCAUU
This is a messenger RNA of Rubroshorea leprosula, 1482 nucleotides long. NCBI's taxonomy places the organism in Eukaryota, Viridiplantae, Streptophyta, Magnoliopsida, Malvales, Dipterocarpaceae. The record is from the annotation of a GenBank genome assembly.